This is a messenger RNA of Cuscuta europaea, 2511 nucleotides long. The record is from the annotation of a GenBank genome assembly. Lineage: Eukaryota; Viridiplantae; Streptophyta; Magnoliopsida; Solanales; Convolvulaceae.
AAACAGACUUGGAUUAGAGGAAUCAGAACUGAUAUGUGUCUUCUUGGGUUGGAUGAGAGUAUGACUUUGGAGAAAGCAAAUUGGAGGGCGCACAUCCGUGUGGACGAUUGAUGUCUUUUCUACCUUUCCUCUCUUUUUUAUUUUAUCAUUUAUCUUAUUUAUCUUUUUAUAUCUUAUGUUAUUUUUAUCUUCUAGUUUUUUAUGUUUUUUUAUUUUUUAUCUUUUAUCUUUCUUAUAUUCUUGUUUUAUUGUUAUCUUAUAUUUAUUUAUCUUUAUUUUAUUCGUUUUAUUUUACUUUUUUUCUUCCCCUUCUUGUCUGUCUUCUCUGUUUGUCAUCUAUAUUAUAGAUCGAUUCAUGUUAUCUGACCCUAAUUUUUUUUGGGAUUAAGGCGUGGUUGUUAUUGUUGUUUCCUUUUCUUGUCUCUUUCUUUUUUCUCCUUUCUCUUUCUCUUCUCCUUUCCUCUUUCUAUCUUCUCUUCUGCACAGGCCCUCUGUAGACUUCUUCCCAGUAGCACUGCCGGCCACCGCCCUUGCGCUGGCCACUACAUUCUGCACACCGAACUCACUCCAUGCGCCAUCUUCCUUCUUCAAUUUCUUGUAUCCCACAGAUGCCCUUUCAAAUAGGGGGGAUUCAAGGUUUGUCUUCACCGCCGAUAACUGCGCCUACCACCGUCGGGAAGUGCGGCGGCCAUCUCUGGUGACUGCGGCCGUUGCUAGAGUUCGCCGAUUUCUGGAGUAAAGUGAAGGGCGACACUGUAGCGAUAGAGUGUAGUGAAGGGCGUGCGUCUGGGUGCGGUGAAGUCUGCCGGCGGCACAAGUGUGGUGGACUUCUGGUGGGCGGCGGUGAUGCUUGGAGAAGGUCGUGACAUGGGGCGAGUGUUGAAGAAAGAUGGAAGAGAAGAAGAGGUCGUGACCUGGGGCGAGCGUAGAAGAAAGAGAGAAGAGAAGAAGAAAAGAGAAAAAGGAAAGAAAAAAGGAAAAAGAAAGAGAAACAGAAAAGGGAAAAGAAAAAAAUUGCAACGUAGGCUACCACGCGGGUUGUUAACCGGUAAACCGAGAUUCUACCGGGUUCUAUCACUUCAAACUUCAACCACCACAUUGAUGUAACUCGCCAGUUAUACUUUAUAAUCUUCCAUAGCUCUCCAUCAACCCGAAUCAAACUGCAAAGCCGUGCUCUGGGGAGUUUGGCCAAUGGCGACAACUGCUUUGGUUUACUUAUCAGCUCCGCUGGUGUCAGCUAGAAUUAUCACUUCAUCAACCGCCUCCGUGGAUGACAAACCGGAUCGUUUUAUAGAGAAAAAUGAGGUGGACUUACGGACCAACAUUCUAGCUUGUCCCAUUUGCUAUGACCCCUUCAUUUGGAAUGGUGAUUCACAACCAUCCAAAAAUUAUGUUUCUCAGCCCACUUUAGAGUGUAUAACUUGCCGAAAGGCAUACUCCGGCAAUGAUACACAUCUUGACUUGACAAUUGCUAGUGGUGGCAAGGCUUAUGGGGAAACUCUUGCAGCUUCUACCGAGCUUUUUAGGAUUCCUUUGGUAUCCUUUCUUUAUGAAAGGGGUUGGCGGCAAAGCUUUUCUUUGUGGGGUGGUUUUCCAGGCCCAGAAAAAGAGUUUGAGUUGAUGAAAGAGUAUCUUAAGCCAGUCAUGGGUGGAAAUAUCAUUGAUGCUAGCUGUGGGAGUGGCUUGUUUUCAAGACAGUUCGCCAAGAGUGGAUUGUUUUCUCUUGUUGUUGCUUUGGACUUUUCAAAUGCCAUGUUGCAGCAAUGUUAUGAAUUCAUCAAGCAAGAGGAGAACUUUCCUAAGGAGAACAUAGUAUUGGUUAGAGCUGAUAUCUCAAGACUUCCAUUUGCAUCAAGCUGUGUGGAUGUUGUGCAUGCUGGUGCUGCCUUGCAUUGUUGGCCGUCACCAUCGUUAGCGGUAGCCGAGAUAAGUCGUGUAUUACGGCCUGGGGGGCUAUUUGUUGCCACGACUUACGUUGUGGAUGGCAUCUAUUCACUUAUCCCAUUCUUGAGACCCUUCCGUCAUAAUUUCGCUCAAGUAUCGGGAAGUCACAUAUUCUUGAAUGAGAACGAACUUGAAGAUCUAUGCACUGUUUGUGGGCUUGUGAGGUUUAAGUGCAUCAGGAAUGGACGUUUCAUCAUGUUCUUUGCCAUGAAGCCUAGUUGAUCAUUUUGGCUAUCGGUUUGUUAAACUAUUGUACAAUAAAGAAAAUAUUAUAUGAUGACAAAGCCCAUUGGAGUUCCAAUCACCAUCACAACCUUUGAUAAAGAUGAUGGUUAUUUCUGUUUGGAACAACAAUGAUUUGGGUGUCCUUGAGAACCACUAGUAUAUAUGUACAACACAAGCUAGGAUAGAAUAACAUAUUCAUUCUAAAGAUCUAGCCAGAACACACAUACUCGUUAUGUACUCUUUAAGUGUAUGCUUUACUGAAAUCAGAGUAAUCGUACCCCAACUCAGUAUAAUAAAAACAAACUAGUGAUGGUGAAAAUUAAUUAGCAAAAACAAAAAAUC